AUGAUGGACAAAUACAAAUAUGCUUAAUCAUUAUAUAGAUCCAAAAAUUACAAACACUCUUUCAUAACAACAUAAUUAUGUUGUAGAGUUAAGGUUUAGCAUAUUUGGGAGUAGACAAAUCUCAAUGAUGAAUCUGAAACAGUAAAAAGUGCAGGCUUGCUAUGUAGAUAUGACGAUAAAGGGUUAAUUAAAUUCAUCAAGAGAGUUAUUGACUCGGCUGAUACUUACACAUAUGAAUAGCAGAAAUGGUUACAAAAGGCAAUUCAAAAAAUUUAUUAUGAAUCAUAUUAAGAGUUAUCUCUCCAUGAAAUUCGUUUUUUGAUAAAGGAAAUAUAAAAAGAGCACGAGAACAAUAACAAAACAAGAACCAUAAGUUGCCUCUAGAUGUUGUGCUAGAUUUUACUUGGGCUAGGAAGAAUAGAUGAAGCGCUAUCGAUUUGGCCUUCGUUUAUUGGUUUGGAGCCUAAUUCUUUGGUUGGCUAUCAGAAAUAAGCAUAAUUAUUGGCUAAGUUGAAGGAUGAGGAAUCCAGUAUUGAGGUUUGGAAUCUGUAUUUAAGCAAUAACAAAGAAGAAGAGUUCACUUUUUGUCAUCAAAAAGCUUAAUUCCUUUUUAUUCAUUUAGAGAGGAUGGAUGAGGCAGUUCAAGUAUGGAAUGAUUACAUUCAGAAAAACCCUAAUUAUCUAGAUGCUUACAUUAACAAAGCUGACCUAUUACAUUAGAUGUUUGACAUUGAAGGGGUGAUAGCUGUGUAUGAUGAUUAUAUAAAGAAACAUUAAAAUGAUUUUAAGGGCUAUAGAGUAAAAGCUGACUUUCUUGUAGCUUUGAGUUAAUUUGAUGAUGCAAUAGAAGUUUGGGAAAGCUAUUUGCAAUUGUUUCCGAAGGAUAGAAAAGCUUAUGAGAAGAUGGUGAUGGUCGUGAACCUUAAAUACUAAUGAUAUUAGCAUACAAUUAAUUUAUAAUUUUACAU
Paramecium tetraurelia is the source of this 968-nucleotide messenger RNA. RefSeq lists its product as uncharacterized. The record is from RefSeq and is a predicted model, not a curated record. The transcript has 7 exons. Gene Ontology annotation, molecular function: protein binding. NCBI's taxonomy places the organism in Eukaryota, Ciliophora, Oligohymenophorea, Peniculida, Parameciidae.